Molecule: messenger RNA, 899 nt
Organism: Daktulosphaira vitifoliae (grape phylloxera)
Lineage: Eukaryota; Metazoa; Arthropoda; Insecta; Hemiptera; Phylloxeridae
Gene: mRpL22
Product: 39S ribosomal protein L22, mitochondrial
Exons: 3
Coding region: 198-860 (220 amino acids)
Biological process (GO): ribosome assembly; translation
Cellular component (GO): ribosome; mitochondrial large ribosomal subunit
Molecular function (GO): structural constituent of ribosome
Source: RefSeq, a predicted model, not a curated record
AUUUUGUUGAUUGAUUUCUGUAAUUGAUAUUACAUUAUUAAUUAUUUUUUUGUGUAAUAUACGACUAUGAAAACAUUUUACUAUUUGUUAAAAUAGUCGUACUUAAAAUAAUUUAAUAGACUGGCCUUUAACCUUUUUAAAAAUAUUGAACUACCAUCAACAAUUCCUGCUAAAAUUGCCUUAAAUUGUGAUUAAAAAUGUUUUAUCGUUUUAGUACCAAAUUAGAACCUUUUCGCUUAGUUACUUCUAAUGUAACAUUUAAUAAUUUAAAUGAUUUCUGUUCCAUAUAUUCGACACAUAAAGGUAAUUUUAGUACUACUUCCAAUAAUUUUAUUGGAUUUAAGGAUAUGGAACCCAAGAAAUGGUUGCGAUAUAAUGAAAAAAUUUUUUCUCCUCAAGAGCCAAAUGAAGAAAGAAGACCAGCAUAUGUAUGUCAUCAAAAAACAAAUAUUAAAUAUAGUCCUAAAAAAAUGUGGUAUGUUGCUUGUUUUGUAAGAGGUAUGUCUGUUGAUGAAGCUCUUAAACAACUACCUUUAGUUGGUAGAAAGGGAGCCACAAUUGUUAGAGAUACAAUUUUAGAAGCUCAAAAAUUAGCUGUUGAAAAACAUCAUGUUGAAUUUAAAACCAACCUUUGGAUCGCUGAAUCAUUUUGUACAAAAGGCCCUGUCAUUAAAGGUCUUCGUAGACAUGCAAGAGUACAACUUGGUGAAGUCAUGUAUCGGUAUUGCCAUUAUUUUAUAAGACUAGAAGAAGGUGAACCUCCAGAAAACUACUAUUAUAGUUGGCCCAAGACUGGACCAGAAUUAUUAGCUCAAUAUAUUGAUGAAAUUAGAGAUCGUAGAAUAGAAAGUUCAUUGUAAGAAUUACUUAUAAAAAAAUAAAUAGAAAUAAGAAAUGUA